CAUCCCCCCGUGCCUCCCCAGAGAGAGAAAUUCCGUGAAAUAAUGGCUGAAGUGAAAAAUACCGUGAAUAUCCUCGCAGAGACGGGCGAAAGGAUUGAUUUCCCGCUGGACGACACGGACUUGCAGGAUUGCAUCGACUCAUCCCUGGAUAUUGAUGAUCUCCAGCGCGUAAUUGAGCAGGGAACGUCUUUCGGGGAGGCUGUGGAAGUUCCCGGAAAGAAACUGCCCAUCGAGGAGGAGGAGAGGAGGACCAAUAAUGGUUACAUGGAGCAUUCAAUCCUUCCUGAUGAAAUAUCCCUGUGUUUGCGUCCGGGAGCAAAGCACAAACUCAGCGGAGAGUCCUCGCAUGCAACAAUUAAACUCGAGGGCUCCGAACCGCACAUCUUGGCGCGAUAUCGAUGUAACUACGAUAGCUGCUCAAGGAGCUACAGCACCGUGGGCAACUUGAGGACGCACCUGAAGACACACAAAGGAGAUUAUCGUUUCAAGUGCACCCAGGAGGGAUGCGGGAAGGCCUUUCUCACGUCGUACAGCCUCAAGAUUCACAUUCGUGUCCACACGAAGGUUAAACCGUACGAAUGCCCGGAAGGUGGGUGCGAGAAAUCCUUCAACACACGCUACCGCCUCCGGGCGCACCUGAGACUCCACAAUGGGGAGACAGUUAACUGUACGAUGUGCCAGAAAUUCUUCACGACGCUCAGUGACCUGAAGAAGCACAUGCGGACCCACACGCAGGAGCGUCCGUACAAAUGCAUCGAGGAUGGCUGUGGGAAGGCCUUCAUUGCGUCGCAUCAUCUCAAGACGCACAUCCGCAUCCACACGGGUGAGCGUCCCUACUCGUGUCGCGAGGAUAACUGCACAAAGGCCUUCAGUACGGCGCACAGUCUCAAGUCUCACGUGAAGACGCACCAAAAGUCCAGUCAGGGCAAGAAAGGCGCCGAAAAGACCAAUGGGGAGGAAGAUGCGUGGACACAGAGGAUUGACGAUGGCCAGGAGGAGUAUGAUGCAAUAACGGAAAUUCUCAAUUCAACGGAAAAGAAUGCAACAGCAGAAUCUUCGGAGGAAUUCAACUUGGAGACAUCGAAAGCCAUUGAAAUGGCAAUUGCGAAUGAAAUUGAAAUCCCAUCGCCGUGGAUUGAUGUCUCGGAAUUGGCUGCAAAACCAAUAAUGCCAGCAGUUCCCGUCACCCCGGCGUGUAUGGCCCUUCCAACUGGGGUAACAUCCUACGUGGAUCUCCCCUUUAAUAUUGCCUCAGCUGAUACGGAAUUCAUUGCAUCGACCUUUGAGACGGAACAAAUAUCCUUUGAACAACUUUUCGGGUCACCGGAAAAGGAGAAAAAUUCCCCGGAAGAUAUGCCCGCGCUGGAAAUGAUGAAUGUAAAGGAAGCGCAAGGGAAUUUCUCACCAAUUCCAACAGAUUUGAGUAAUAAGCAACAAAUUGAAGCUGAAGCUCUUCUCAAUGAAAUCUUCUUUGAGACCCUCAAUACAAUGCCAUCGUCAGUUGAGCCGGCACAGGGGAAGGUGCUGAUGGCGCAGCAAUAUGAAAAUGUGCAGAAUACAGUGGAAUUUCCGGAAACAGUGGCAGGAAGUAGUGCUGAGGAAAUGCUUAUGGUGCAAACGGCUUCGGUACUUGGCAAUGCCACCAAUAGUAGGACUCUUCAGGACAUAACAGCAGAUGCAGAUAUUUGUCGAUGCACAAAUUGUACGUGUGAUCAUCAAACGGGUGGUGCGUGUCAGGGUGGCUGUGGUCCAAAUAAUCCCUGCCGCAGUCCGGAUGUUGUACCCCAUCAAAUAGCUGCUGCAGAUUCCAACAAUAAUGCCCCUGCUGUGGAAGCUGCAAAAACAACUUCAGGCUGUGGUGGGGCAACAGGAGCGGAAAAUGUUGGCAUGUCGUCGGCAUGUAAAUGCGCAUCACCCAAUGAGGGGGUGGCAAAUGGGUGUUGUGUGGUGAUUUGUCUGAAAACACUCGAGUCCCUGCGGAAUAUGCUCUUUCAGAAGAAUAACUUAAUCACAUGUGGCGGGUCCACGAUGUUUACGAGCUAAGUUAGUCGCUCUGUUGAGAUCAAUUUCUGCAUCACACUGAAGCAAUAAAAUAGCCAAGAAUGAAGCUUUUACUGAAACAAACUGAGUGAGUAAAUAACCUUUUUUUUGCUUUAACUGCACCAUUCUUUUGCGCAACAUUUUAUUCCCUGCCAAAGACUAAAAAAAACACUCACUCAGUAAACUCAUCCCAAGUUUUUUUUGUUUAAAAAGUUUUUUACACGAAAGAUUGAAAAUUCCUCAAAGCAAAAUUUCCCUUCUUUUUGUUAUUUUGCUGAAAAACAAAGAAAAAUCAAAAUGUGGCAAUUUUUGAAAAGUAUUUGAGAAGCUUUUUUGCUUUAAUUAAAAAAAAAAAGAAAUCGUAGAAUUAAUAUUUUUACAGUUAAAAAACAAAGCUUUAUGAUUAAAAAGAAAAGCAUUAACGAACAAUUUGCAGCGAAAGAGAAAAGUUUUCUUUAGCAAUGUGAAGCGUGCCAUAUAGAUGGAAGAAGGCUUUAGGUGGUUGAACUAGUCAAGGAAAAUAUUACUUGUUAAACAAAAAAAAAAUAGAGCAAAGAUUUGUUUUUUCAGCAUUGUUAUUACCUCAAAAUAAUAAUGAAAGAUAGUGGUUUAUGAGCAAUAAGAAUGAAAUAAAGCAUUUCGCACAUUUA
Lutzomyia longipalpis is the source of this 2690-nucleotide messenger RNA. It is a transcript of the gene MTF-1, whose product is annotated as zinc finger protein PLAG1. The coding region runs from base 43 to 2043 and encodes 666 amino acids. The transcript is spliced from 5 exons. The record is from RefSeq and is a predicted model, not a curated record. Lineage: Eukaryota; Metazoa; Arthropoda; Insecta; Diptera; Psychodidae. Gene Ontology annotation, cellular component: nucleus. Gene Ontology annotation, biological process: regulation of transcription by RNA polymerase II.